This is a messenger RNA of Phytophthora megakarya, 2316 nucleotides long. The record is from the annotation of a GenBank genome assembly. NCBI's taxonomy places the organism in Eukaryota, Oomycota, Peronosporomycetes, Peronosporales, Peronosporaceae.
AUGCAAGAGGAGUUUAGCCUGAGACAGGCUAAACUGCACACGAACGUGCCACGCCCGCCUCGGCCGGCGGCUAAGACGGAAGGUCCUGAUCCAAUGGAUCUUUCGUAUGCACCUGCUGUCGGACAGCAGGAGAACAAGGAAAGCAACGUGCGAUGCUUCCGGUGCGGAAAUAUGGGUCACUACGCACGCGCGGGGCACCCUACCGGUAAUGCAGUCACGCGUGUCUACAACGGAUACGCGGUAUUGAGGACUGCAGCCCCCAGUGAGAGGGAAACUCACUGCAAAGUGCAAGAUGACAUGCCAAAUCUUGUCAUCUUGAACUACUUCGACGAUGUGUACGUUCCCAUCCGUGCUGCGAACGAGACGACGGACGUCAAGAUGCACAAGGAGCAUCUCCGGGAAUUGCUUGGGCUCAUGCGCAAGCUCAAGCUCUAUGCGAACCUGAAGAAGUGCAUCGUCGGUGCGAGCAAGAUACCCGUGCUAGGGUGUCUCGUUGGAAAGAAUGGCUUUCGUGGCCUUGCCACGUACUUGUUCAAGUACGUGGACAACUACACAGGCAAGAUUCGCCCGCUAUCGCAGCUUCUGAAGAAGGAAGCUGCGUGGGAAUGGACUGCUGAGUGUCAGCAGGCGUUCGAUGCAGUCAACCUGGGCUUGCCUGAAGCGCCGAUCUUGGCUGUGGCUGACGAAGAUCGUCCCUUUCACGUAUCUCCGCACAUCUCGCAACGAAUGGUGAGAUGGUUGUCCAUCUUCGCGGAGUACAACUUCCGGGUCGAGUACAACCCCGGAAGGUUGAAUGUCGUUGCGGAUGCGUUGUCGCGACAACCGGAUUAUGCUAUCAAGACAGUCGACGUCAACUGGAUUGACGUCGCUCGGGUAUAUGCACCGCCGUCGUCCUUGUUGGACGAGGUGAAGGCCGCGUAUGCCCAUGACACAGACGCGAAGCAGCUGAUCGAGUUUCUCUCAGCUCCUUCCGACAAAGCACACGAUAAUGCGGAACGCAUGGUCGUGCUGAACGAUCCUGACCUGCGCAGCAGGAUCAUGUACGAGUAUCACGAUGUCCCCACGGCAGGACAUCCGGGACGUGAGAAGACUUAUUCUCUUCUCACGAGAGACUUCUACUGGAAUCACCAGUACAAGUGGGUGCGUAAGUACAUGGACUUCGUGUUUGGUCUUCCGCGCGAUUUCGGGCGGAAGACUGGUAUUGCGGUCUUUGUUGACCGCUUCAGCAAGAUGGUGCAUCUCGCUGCUGUCGCAGCGGAAGUGACCUCCAUACAGACGACACGUCUGUUCGUCGACAUGUUCUCAAUGUCGACUGCGGAUCAUCCGCAGACGGACGGGCAAACCGAGUGCGUGAGCCGCGUGCUCGUGGACUUGCUGAAGAGCUACGCCCAGUCGUUCCACAACUGGAGCGACUACUUGCCGAUGGCCGAGUUUGCCAUCAACAACGCGGCGCGGAAGCAGGCACCGACUCAGAGGUCGGUGCGGACGCUGACACGGGUGCUGGAGUCGACGCUACGGUCGCUGCGGAAGCUGGCGAAGACGCUGGUGGUCGCAGAGAAGCAGCUCGCUUUCGUAUCCACAAAAAGUGAGACGACAAUCGGCAACUGGAUCCGAACGUAUGAGGCCACCGGAACUUUUGAGAGAGCGCAGACGAACGGAGUCAAGAAGUUCACAGAUGAGCAUCGCAAAUGGCUGUGUGUUUUCUACUCGACGCACCCACUAGCCUACCUAGACAUGGAGCGACGUGCAAUGUACAUUAAAGACCGAGAUUUUGUUCGUCAAUAUCCAGGUUCUCACUCCGUGUGGAUUCUUUAUGGUGCCUCCAUGCACAGACACCCGGAUUUCGUGCACAUUUUGAGGAGCAUUGGUAUCGUGCCAAUUUUUCUGCCAGCCUACUCCCUGUUUUUCAAUCCUAUCGAUUAUAUGUUUGGCAACGUGAAGAAGUUUUUCCAGCGGCACUACGACGGAAACAGCGGCCGCGAUUUAUUGCCGUUUGCGGUGCAGACAUUUCAGCGAUUUGAACAUUUCAACAUGGGUAGAGUGUUUGCGCAUUGCGGAUGGAACGUGCAAGGCCGCUUUGAUCCCAGUGGUCCAAUGUCGACGGAGAAGAGAGAAGUGCCUGAGUUUUGGGGGGAGUGUGUGGAGCCAAACAACACAGAAGAUGAAUUGGGAUUUGAUUUAAUCGGCGAUGAAUGCGGGGUAGUUAAAACGCCUGUCUACUCUUGGUGUUCGGUGUCUUCCAGGGUUUUCAUCCGUGAAAAUGGAUCGAUCACAUCAGACACAGCCAGAAGGUCUACGUCAGCCAGAAAAGCUUGA